Molecule: messenger RNA, 2436 nt
Organism: Haemorhous mexicanus (house finch)
Lineage: Eukaryota; Metazoa; Chordata; Aves; Passeriformes; Fringillidae
Gene: ANGPTL5
Product: angiopoietin like 5
Exons: 8
Coding region: 188-1363 (391 amino acids)
Source: RefSeq, a predicted model, not a curated record
GUAAUAUAUAAAAUCUGCUGUGCAGUUGAAAUGUGGUUUAUUAAAUCCAGGCAGUAAAGGAGUGAUGUGUUGGCUGCCCUUUGUGCUGUAGACAUUCCCAAAUAGUUAGAUCAGGCCUUCAUAGUGUACAAUUCUUUCCACAGAAAUUUGAAACCCAUCAAAACAUUUGCAUUUCUUCAAGUAAAAGAUGAACCACUACUUUAGGGUAACUUCAUUUAUUUGUCUUAAUAUUUUUUUGUUUGGUUUAGGAGAGACUGUCAUAAAUAAUGGCAAACCUUGUUCACCUAAGGACACAAGGAAUGUUGGAGCUGUGGAGGAACCACUCCAGGCAGAAGAGAAAAAUAAAUCUGCAGAUAUUUCAAAACAAAAAGAACAAUGCCUUGUACCAUGUGAUGCUCAAGCUAAAAUUUUACGAGGGGACAAACAUUACAUGUGCAGAAAUUUGCAGAACUCUCUUGCUGAAUAUGCCAGAAGUACAAAAAAACUGGUAAGAGACAUGAUGGAUGAUCAACAGUCUUCACUGGAUUACCUUUCUAAUCAGGUAAAUGAACUUAUGAACAAAAUCAUUCUUUUGAACACAGUAAUUUUGAGAAAACAUCUGGAUCCACUUCCUUAUAAAGCAGUUCAAUCUCAUGGUUUGGACUGCACUCAUAUUAAAGAUACUGUUGGUUCAGUUUCAAAGACUCCAAGUGGUCUGUACAUUAUCCAUCCAGAAGGAUCAAAUUAUCCUUUUGAGGUUUUGUGUGACAUGGAUUUUCGAGGAGGAGGAUGGACUGUGGUUCAGAAAAGAACUGAUGGAAUCGUUCAGUUUCAGAGAACAUGGUCUGAAUAUCUGGAUGGGUUUGGUGACCUCACUGGAGAAUUUUGGCUUGGACUGAGGAAGAUUUUUGACAUUGUAAAUCAAAAGGCCACUCAUUUCAGUCUUUAUGUGGAUUUGGAAUCAGAAAAUGACAAGCAUGCCUAUGCAUCAUAUGAUGGAUUUUGGAUAGAGGAUGAAUCAUGUUAUUUUAAGAUCCAUUUGGGGCAUUAUUCAGGAAAUGCUGGUGAUGCAUUUAGAGGAUAUAGAAGAGAAGAUAACCAAAAUUCCAUGCCUUUCAGCACUUUUGAUGUUGAUAAUGAUGGAUGCAGACCAAUGUGCACUAUUAAAGGACAGCCAGUAAAGAGCUGCAGUAACUUCAGUGAUAACACUGGAUGGUGGUUCAACAGGUGUGGCCUUGCAAAUCUGAAUGGUGUUCAUCGCUACAGAGGUAGAUUCCUUGCAACUGGCAUUCACUGGGAUACAUGGACAAUGAACAAAAAACCAGUCAAAAUUAAAUCAGUCUCAAUGAAAAUUCGGAGAACCAAUUAUCCAUAUUUCCUUUAACAUCUGAAAAUAGAAAUAUAUCUCUCUUUGCAAUUAGGUGGGAUGAUGUAUCACUACAAUCAUAAAUACCUUUCAUCUUCACUUGAACAGUUCAGUCUUAAAAAUGUGUUACAUAUUUCUAUAUUGUAAUAUAGUUACUAGUUAGUUAGUUAUUUCUAUAUUGUAAUAUAGUUACUAAUUUUUAUUAUGAAAUGUCAGCAUUUAUAGUGUUCCAGCUUGAGAAAGAUCCUAAGAAGAACUGGGUUUUCAGAAAAAGGAUUAAGAUGAGUGUUUGUCAGUUUUUAUUCAACUGCCUCUUAAAAAAUUUCAGAACCAGCAGAAAAAAAAAUAUAAAAAGAAGUGUAAUGCUGACUUUUGAAGUACUCUUUUACUCUUUCUAUACUCUCCAUAUCUUAAUUGGCAAGAAGUUUUAGCAAAUUUUAUUAAAAAACCCCCAUGUACCUGCCAUUUUUAUUGUAAUAUUUUGGAAAAAUACUUCAUCUUAAGUUAAAUUUCCAGCAUCAGCUUUUCUUUCUAUAUUCCUUAUCAGAAAAGAUAACAAUUGUUUCAAUGUAUAAAUAAGGUUUUGUAUACCAUAAGGGCCUGAUUUUAUACAAGUAAAGUUGAUAGUGACAUUCAAGAACUAUGACCAAUUUUGUAUUUCAUUUUCAUAGUCAAUGUAUUUCAUAAUACAAUUUUGACUCUACCAUUGUCUACUUCACAACUGACUAAAAAUUAAAACUUUAUUUCAAAGAAAACUUCUAUCUUUUCAUAUAACCUGUGCAGUUUUAAUUUUUGGAUAUAUGAGCCUGAUCUUAUGUUUUUCAUUCUUAGUGGCUUUCACUUUGUGAAUGAUCAUUUGCUAAUGAAUAAAACCAACUUAAGUUGUGUAAACACAUUUAAAACUAAGAAGUCUUUGAAUUUCUGUCAGUAAAAAUAGAAAAAUAUCAAUAAAAAUGUGAAUAUUGUCAUUAUAGUGUUUCUGGAACCUAGCAUCAAAUCUGUAGCAGUUAGGCAUGGUAUUUCUCAUCUUUGCUUCAGUUUCAGCAGACCAGCUCUGUAAUAUCACGUGGAAUGAAAAUAGUUAAAAACUC